Polypterus senegalus (gray bichir) is the source of this 2562-nucleotide messenger RNA. Its product is annotated as extracellular calcium-sensing receptor-like. Gene Ontology annotation, cellular component: membrane. The transcript is spliced from 6 exons. Bases 1 to 2562 code for a protein of 853 amino acids. The record is from RefSeq and is a predicted model, not a curated record. NCBI's taxonomy places the organism in Eukaryota, Metazoa, Chordata, Cladistia, Polypteriformes, Polypteridae. Gene Ontology annotation, biological process: G protein-coupled receptor signaling pathway. Gene Ontology annotation, molecular function: G protein-coupled receptor activity.
AUGACUGUGUUAUGUGUAGUUUUAUUGCUUGUUGUAACAAUUGCUGAGGAGCCAGCCUGUAAGCUACUAACACAAAUAGAACCACCUCUUUUUUCAAAACGUGGAGAUAUUGUUAUUGGUGGAAUUUUUUCAUUCCAAGACUAUGUAACUAAAACACCAACAUAUGAAAACUUAUCUGAAUCAAUUGUAUGUGAAGGUCUAAAUAUAAGAGAAUUCCAAUUUGCGGAGACAAUGAUUUUUGCAAUUGAAGAAAUUAAUAGUAAUACAGAACUACUUCCUGGAAUUUCUUUGGGCUAUAAAAUAUAUGAUGAUUGCAGCUCUAUAUUUUUGUCUACAAGAGCAGCAAUGGCUUUACUAAGUGGAAUGGGAGAUUUGAUCUCAAACGAGACAUGCACUAAAUCAUCCACGGUUCAUGCAAUCAUUGGGGAAUCUGAAUCAUCUUUGAGUAUUGGAGUUGUAACAGCAACAAGGCCAUUUCACAUACCAAUGAUAAGCCAUUUUGCUACCUGUUCAUGUCUAAGCAACAAGAAUGACUUUCCAACUUUCUUCAGAACAAUACCAAGUGAUUACUAUCAAAGCAGGGCAAUGGCACAGCUAAUAAAGCAUUUUGGAUGGACUUGGAUUGGUGCAAUAAGAAGCGACAAUGAUUAUGGCAACUUUGGAAUGGCUACAUUCAUAGAUGCAAUUGAACAGGAAGGCAUCUGCCUUGAAUAUUCUGAAGUAAUUUAUUUUACCUAUCCAAGAGAAAGAAUUCUUAGAACAGUAGACAUAAUAAAACACUCAUCUUCCAAAGUAGUAGUCGCAUUCACAACAUUUGUAGAUUUAGAACUGCUCAUAAAAGAACUGUUUCUACAAAAUAUAACAGGCAUUCAGUGGCUAUGCAGUGAGAGCUGGAUUUCUAAUGUAAAAGUGGCAACUAAAGAAAGUUACUAUGUUUUAGGAGGAGCAAUUGGAUUUACCAUGAGUAAUGCUGUUAUCCCAGGUUUAAAAGACUUUCUACUAAGUGUUCACCCAACUGAAAACCCAGAGAAUACUGGCUACAAUUUGCUUUGGGAAGGAGUUUUUAAUUGCACUUUAAAUACUCAAAAAAAAUCCAUGGAUAUUAAUCAUUGUACAGGCAAUGAAGAUUUAAGCAAAGUUGAUAAUGAGUACACUGAUGUAUCUGAGUUAAGAAUUACUAAUAAUAUUUAUAAAGCUGUGUAUGCUGUAGUCCAUUCACUCCAUAAUCUGUUAAUGUGUCAACAAGGAAAAGGGUCAUUUGUUAAUAAGACCUGUACAAUGAAAAUGAAAAUUGAACCUUUGCAGGUCCUUAAUUAUUUGAAAACAGUCAACUUUACUACUAAGAAUGGAGAAAAUAUUUACUUUGACCAAAAUGGAGAUCCUAUUGCAAGAUAUGAAUUAGUAAAUUUUCAGCUGAGUAAAGAUGGCAACACAACACAAUUUGUAAAAGUUGGUAUAUACGAUGCCUCAUUACUAGAAGGGCAGCAGUUUGUCAUGGAUAAUGUUAGCAUUGUGUGGGCAGGAUCUCACAUAAAGGUCCCAACCUCAGUGUGUAGUGAGAGCUGCCCACCAGGAACUCGCAAAGCUGUCCAGAAAGGCAGACCUGUCUGUUGCUUUGACUGCAUACCUUGUGCUGAUGGAGAAAUCAGCAAUAUAACAGAUUCUACUGUUUGUAUACUGUGCCCAGUGGAAUAUAAGCCUAGCAAAGGAAAAAAUGUCUGCAUCUUGAAAGAAGUGGAAUUUCUAUCAUUUGGGGAAAUUCUAGGAAUGUUUCUGGUGCUAUUUUCAUUAGCGGGAGCCACUAUGGCAAUGGCCAUUGCAGUUGUCUUCUAUUUUUACCGCCACACACCAAUAGUUAAAGCUAAUAACUCAGAAUUAAGUUUUCUGCUUUUGUUUUCCUUGGUAUUAUGUUUCCUAAGUUCUGUCAUUUUUAUAGGACAGCCCUCUGAAUGGUCUUGUAGGCUGCGUCACACUGCAUUUGGAAUUGCAUUUGUCUUGUGUGUCUCUUGUGUGUUGGCAAAAACCAUUGUGGUGUUAAUGGCAUUUAGAGCCACCUUACCUGGUAAUAAUAUUAUGAAAUGGUUUGGCCCAACACAACAAAGGCUAAGUGUCUUCAGUAUGACUUUUGUACAGAUUGUGAUCUGUACACUCUGGCUAGUAAAAUCACCACCUUUCCCAAAUAAAGAUUUUUUAACUUUCAAAGACAAAAUCAUUUUUGAAUGUAAUGUUGGAUCAGAGGCUACUUUCUACUCUGUUUUGGGAUAUAUUGGGUUUCUUUCUGUGUUGUGCUUUGUGCUUUCUUUUUUGGCCCGUAAGCUACCUGAUAAUUUUAAUGAAGCCAAAUUUAUUACUUUCAGCAUGCUAAUAUUCUGUGCUGUCUGGAUUACAUUUAUACCUGCCUAUAUCAGCUCACCUGGAAAAUAUGAAGUGGCAGUAGAAAUAUUUGCUAUUUUAGCUUCUAGCUUUGGUUUGUUAUUCUGCAUUUUUACACCUAAAUGUUUUAAUAUAUUAUUAAGACCAGAAAGAAAUUCUAAAAGAUAUUUGAUGGAUAAACGGACCUAA